Messenger RNA from Rattus rattus (black rat), 3076 nucleotides. RefSeq names its product leucine-rich repeat and calponin homology domain-containing protein 2-like. Gene Ontology annotation, molecular function: protein binding. The transcript has 7 exons. Lineage: Eukaryota; Metazoa; Chordata; Mammalia; Rodentia; Muridae. The record is from RefSeq and is a predicted model, not a curated record. The coding region runs from base 1 to 570 and encodes 189 amino acids.
AUGAGAGCUGAACAAGAGAGUGAUAAUGCUCAUAUGUCACCACAGUCUCCGGUAUCAUCUGAGGACUAUGACAGGUCUGAUGGCUUUUCACACGGUCCCUUCGGCUUGAAGCCUAGAUCAGCCUUCAGUCGUGCAUCUCGUCAAGAAUAUGGGGCAGCAGAUCCAGGAUUUACAAUGAGAAGGAAGAUGGAGCAUUUACGGGAAGAGCGUGAGCAGAUUCGGCAGCUCCGCAAUAAUCUUGAAUCCAGAUUAAAAGUCAUUCUGCCUGAUGACAUAGGAGCUGCACUGAUGGAUGGAGUUGUUCUUUGCCAUUUGGCCAAUCACAUAAGGCCACGCUCCGUAGCUAGUAUUCAUGUGCCAUCACCAGCAGUGCCCAAGCUGAGCAUGGCAAAAUGUCGAAGAAAUGUAGAAAAUUUUCUUGAUGCUUGCAAAAAGUUGGGUGUUUCACAGGAGAGACUCUGCUUGCCUCACCAUAUUUUGGAAGAACGAGGUCUUGUGAAAGUUGGUGUCACAGUUCAGGCCCUCCUUGAAUUACCUACUACAAAGGCAUCUCAGCUUUCUAUGGCUUGAUUUGACAUUGAAAGCAUUAUACGUGUAUAAUUUCAUGUAUUUGAAAUGAUUUCCGGUAUCUCAAAAUCAUGAAGAAUGUCCAGUAACAACAGUUUGCCUUAGGUUUCUUUCUUUUAGAUUCACAUAAGAUAUCAGAUAUGAACUCUGAGUUUUCCAAGCAAUUUUUGGAAGAAAAUUGGAUUAAUUUAAUAAGAGUUUUUGAUAAAUUAAAAUUCUCCUUUUAUUUUGUGACUCAGUAACCUUGAUGAAUUUCCAGAAUGCAAAUUAUUACAAAAUUGAAAACAUACUUUCAAUUUAACAAUCACAUUAAGUUGAAUAUUUUUACAUCACUGUAUACUAGUGAACAUCUAGGUCACCUAAUCAUGUUUUAGGAAAACAAUUCUAUAUUUGAGUUACUUCAUAUACUUCUAGCUUAUACACAAUCUCUUCAAUAUUUUGUCUUUGUUUCCUAGCAAAAAUGAGUAGAAAAAUCAAAACCCUGGCAUUAUUCAAUUCUUUUAGUAUUAUCAGUUGGUGCCAAAAUAUUUUCAGUUAUACUGUAGGUUGUUUACAUGUGAAGUGCCUGUGUAAUUGAUGAAUCUUAAAUAGUCUUAAGCAUUUUUGCAAUUUCUUUUUAUGUAUUAAUAGAAUCAAUGGAAUUUUUAAAUAUUUUGGUAGGUUUUGUAUGGUCAGUAAUAUGUGAGGAUUUAAAUGUGCCUCACAUUGGUGGUUUCUUAGUUAAUCCAUUGCAGUUUCCCUUGAAUUGGUUAUUUCAUGUUGUCAAAAAAUGUUAAUAUGCUUAAUUUAUGCUAUUUAAUUUUGCAAAACCGUAGUCAUCAUUUUAAUCAUUUUUUCGGAAGAGUAUUUUAUUUCUCUGUUGAGAACGUUACACAAAGCAGUAAGGCUUUGGAAAGCUAGGGAAGUACUAUUGUCAAGGACAUUUGGGUUCGUAUCUCACCUUACAGAAGCAUUCAGUACAUCAGUGCUGCCUUCCAUUUUCAGAGAGUGGCCAUUAAGAAACAGGUUUUGAUUAAAAAAAUCUGUCCCUUUCUGGAGCAUGUAUACCUUAUGAUCCUCAAGUAAGUUGAUGUUGAAUUAAACACAGUCUGGUUCAUGGAAUAGAAUGUUCAGUAAAGUCCUUGCUUGAUUUGGAGAUGUAUAAACUUACAGUGAUACUAGGGCAGGAAUUUUUCCAAAACAUUACUGUGACAGCUAACUCAGUUUCCUAUAGAAGAGCCUUCAUAUUCACUUUUGUAGUAACCAAGCUAGUAUCAUUUCUUAACUGUGUGAUUAUUUGCACUUAUUACCUCUUAAUAUGGAUGCAACUUAGUAAAAACGUUGGUCUAGGAUAUUUCAAAGGGCAUUUAUAAAAUGUAAAAUGUCAUGUGCCAAAUACUAUGGUAAGGAUUGGGUUUAGGAAUAAAUCUACAUUUUUUGUCAGUCAUUAUGAAGCCAUAUAUUUCAAUCUUGGCUUCAGAAUACAGAUGUGUUUUUACAUUCCCAAGAAGUCAAAUUCGAACUAUUAAAGAGUCAAGUUUUAUACUGUAAGUUUUAAGAAUUAAAUUAUUAAUAAUUUAUUAUUUAAAUAUUUGAUCAAAUUAGUUAUGGCUAAAUAGUUGGAUCUGAAAAUAUCCCCAAUGACAUAGGUAAUUUAGUAAGUACCUUAGUCGAUGAGUUUUUAACCUUGACAGUUGACAGCAUUACAGACUUAAAAACUUUUAACAACCAAAACAAUCAUUCAUAAUUCUCUCAUGGUUAUUGUGCUAUAGAAUUGCUCUUAUUACUUAAUGUUGUAUUAUUUUCCUAGUAGUUUUGUGCUUUGUUAUUAUUGAAAUAGUUGUGAUUUUUUAGACAAUUCUUUUGCUACAUUUCACUUGUCAGUUAACUAUUACCUUAAAGAGAAAGCACACCAGAACUUCGGUGCUCUGUCGUCUUUAUAGCUAAUACAAAUUGUUUUCAAGAUGGGUCCCUUUGAGGUCCUUAAUUAUUAUUGUGCCAAAAGUCAAUAACAACAUCACUUCUAAGGCAGUUUUUCAGCAUAGUCCACAAUGACAAACUUAUACCAAGACCCUGACAUAUUUAUGUUAGUAGUUUUUAAGUAUAAAUUUUAUGCUAAAUAUUUUUAUGACAUAUAUUUACUUCAAUUAUUGAUUUAAGAAUCAUCAUUAUUUGGAUUUUUUUUGAUUUGAGGAGGAUUGAAUAAUCAAAGAAUAUUUUUAUUGGGGCCCAAAUAUCAUUAGGUAGCUACUUCUAUUAAACUUUAUGACCAUAUGGCACAAGAAAGAAGUGAUGUUGGAUAUGUUUGAAUUGAAAUGAGUAAAAAUGCAUAACCAUUUGUUUAAUAAUUAUCUUUAUAGAAUGCUAGUUUAAUGACUUUUCUAACUGAAUUUUUUGAAGAAUUCAGAAAUGUUUGUAUUAGUCACAGAUUUAUCAUAAUUGAUUUUCUGAUGCAUUUAAAAAAUAAAUGGAACACUAAAUGUAUAUUACCGAUGCAAACUGUGGAUAAAAUUGAAUGAAAAAAAUCUCA